AGUUAUUCCUGUGAUUGUUUGGGGCCAACCCUUUUCUUAACCAACCUUUGCUAAGUGUGGAGUGCACACAGCUCCAAGAUAGAUCCAUUUCCGUUAGCCCUUCCCCCCUGUUCUUUUCUAUUUGUUUCUCUCCACUCCCCCUCUUAAUUCACUCCACACCUCUCCUAUUUCCACCUAAUUUCGUAUAUUUUAACUUCUUCUCUCUUCUCUCUUUCUCUCUUUUAGCUAUAUAGCUAGCCUACAUGAGUCGGUGAGCUUGGCAAACGAAGGAAUGGCGGACUAAUUCACGGUUACUCUUCACAAGAGGAAAGGGCGGCUUUUGACUCCUCUCGCUAUAUAUAAAUAAAUAAACCCCCACCAUCCCAUCUUCACUAUAAAUAUAUUAUUGACAGCCUCUUCCACUCCAUCCACCUCGCUUCCACCAUCACUCUUCCUUGUUUUCUCCUCCUCCUCCUCCUCUUCCUCUUUCUCUCUCUUCCAAGGGGAAGGAGAGAUGGAAACUCCAGAAGAAGCCAUGGGCUCCAGCAGCACAACCAGCAACGGCGUCGGCGAUUGUACGCAUGGCGCCGCCACCGUUGCUGUCAAGAGAAAGCGCACCAAGCGGCAGAAGAUCCACCCACCGGCCCUGCAGGCGGCCGCGGCGGCGUUCACCGACUCCUCGUCGGCCUCUUCGGCCGAUGGUAAUCGGGGGAGCGUCACCGAGGAGGAAGAGGACAUGGCCAAUUGCCUCAUCCUCCUCGCCCAGGGCCAUGCCUUGGAUGCCGGCGCCAAGGUGGAAUCGCCGGCCGAAGAGAAGUUCACCAGCCGGAGACUCACCGAGGCUGCCACGACAACCAAUGGCAAGGCCGGGUUCUACGUCUAUGAGUGCAAGACAUGUAACAAAUGCUUCCCGUCGUUCCAGGCGCUCGGCGGGCACCGCACCAGCCACAAGAAGCCCAAGCCGGCGGUGGUUGCGCCGGUGGCCGAAGGGAAGAAAGAGAUGGUCGAUAAAGAUAUGGUGCAGAUAAGUAUGAAUUCUUUAUCGAAGGCAAUUGCGAGCAGCGUCAAGCCGAGGGUACACGAGUGCUCAAUAUGUGGGUCCGAGUUCAACUCCGGGCAGGCACUGGGAGGCCACAUGCGGCGGCACCGGCCGUUGGUCAUCCCAGAGGCCCCCGAAGUCAAGAAGGAGAGGACGAUCCUCUCCUUGGAUCUAAACCUCCCCGCUCCCGCCGACGACGAGCAGGCCGAGCUCCGGAGGCCAUCCUCGCCGGCUUUCUCCUUUGCCAGCGAGCGGCCGCUCAUCUUCUCGGCGUCAGCGUCAGCUCUGGUGGAUUGCCAUUACUGAGAGGGAACUAAUGGAAGCAAAGCUAUCCAUCCUUAAUUUCUUUCUUUCUUUUUGUCCUUUUUUUUUUUUUCCUAAAACAAAUUAAACAUGGAAUUAUGUGGGUCAUGUGAAUUACUGAUUAUGUCUUUGCAAGUUAGUAUUGAUAUUGAUUAUUCUUGAAA
Messenger RNA from Elaeis guineensis (African oil palm), 1485 nucleotides. Its product is annotated as zinc finger protein ZAT5. NCBI's taxonomy places the organism in Eukaryota, Viridiplantae, Streptophyta, Magnoliopsida, Arecales, Arecaceae. The record is from RefSeq and is a predicted model, not a curated record.